AUGGUAGAAAAUCGUCUGUUUUUCUUCAUACAUAUUUCUAUUCUUUUUCUUAUUAUAUUAUCAUCAUGUACUGCAUAUGAAGUGUUUAGACAUAAAACAGGCCUAGUACGUCCAAUUAAGUAUCAUAUAUUAAUUGAUCCUAGUCGAUAUACAGAUCGAACAAGAGAAUAUCAUGAUACAUUGGCAAAAUUACGAUUUUGGCGUCGAUAUAUUAAUGAAUUCGAUGAAGAUAAUACUGGAUCACAAGAAAUUCUUCGCAAUUACAAAUAUUCAGAAUACAACAAACGUUAA
This is a messenger RNA of Rotaria sordida, 291 nucleotides long. Lineage: Eukaryota; Metazoa; Rotifera; Eurotatoria; Philodinida; Philodinidae. The record is from the annotation of a GenBank genome assembly.